This is a messenger RNA of Dermatophagoides farinae (American house dust mite), 4312 nucleotides long. RefSeq names its product Myocardin-related transcription factor (gene Mrtf). Lineage: Eukaryota; Metazoa; Arthropoda; Arachnida; Sarcoptiformes; Pyroglyphidae. Gene Ontology annotation, cellular component: nucleus. Gene Ontology annotation, molecular function: transcription coactivator activity. Gene Ontology annotation, biological process: positive regulation of transcription by RNA polymerase II. The record is from RefSeq and is a predicted model, not a curated record.
UGUCUAUUUAUAUAACGAUUAUGGCCGAUGCCAACACUUAAGCGUUUGGGCGUAGAAUGUAUGAUGGCAGCAAAUCGGUAUUUGAUUCUCGAUUCUAGCAAGGAAUGUGUUUUUUUUGUGGAACCGAUUUGUGAUCGAUUCCACAUGUUGUUCGACAUGAAUUCUUGAUUCUGAUCAAAGUACAGCACACAUACACACACACACAUUGCCCUGUGUGUGUGUGUGUAUGUAUGCAGGCAAUGUUCAUGAUAUUCGAGCCAAAUGGCUUACCAGGUUGUCGAGUUUUAUGGGCUUGAUGCCAAGUGAGUGAUGGAAUCAAGUUAAGCUAGUCGGUUAUCAUGAUCGUCAUCGACCGAAAACAUGAAAAACAUUGCUUACCUAGUGUGUACAUCCAUCCGGCUGCCAACAUCACAAACAAGAAUUGCUUGCCUGACUGCCUAUGAUGGCUGACUAAAAGAAUUCUUGAUUCUCAAAAAAAAAAAAAAAACAAACAGCCACUAUUCACAAACAUUUCUUUUGGCUGUUUGUGUUUGAAAUUUUUCGAUUGCUCACAACCAUGAUGAAUCAGCAACCAGAAAUGGUGGUCGAUCAGCCGAUUUCGUCUGCCAACGAACAGCCCAAUAUGUCACCACAAUCGGUCGUCGAUUCUGCUUCCAUCACCCAUAGUGCUAUGACCAAGAAUAAAAAAUCAUUGAAGCUCAAAUUGUUGAUGCGACGUCCGAUCGAUGUACUAGUUGAUCAAGGAAUUCUGCCUCCACCUAAAUCAUCACCUGCAUUCUAUGAGCAGAAACAACGUCUGGAACGGGCCAAAACUGGUGACUACCUAAAACACAAGAUUCAGAGACGACCACAAAGAGAUGAACUUGUGCAACAGCAUAUUCUUGAACAGGAAGUAUUCGACCCUUCUUAUUACGAACAAGAACGUAAACUUAAACGGGCUAGACUAGCUGACGAUCUCAAUGAACGGCUUUCGCAUCGUCCAGGCCCACUUGAGCUAAUCAAAGGCAACAUUCUUCAUGCUGAUUUAUCGUUAGAACAAGCAAUCAAAGAAGGACAGAUUACUUUUAAGAAAACCUGUGAAGGUGAAAUCAUUAAGAAUCCACCCAAACGAUUCGUAUUCGAAGAGGAAAGUAGUUCAGAUUCUUCGACACCUUCUCCCUCACUCAACAUUAAUCAGCAGUGCAAUCGUUUGACCAGCGAUCCAUUCAUCUUGUCAAGCACGGCUCCAUCUUCUAGUCUUGUGUCAAUACCGGCGAUCCAAACAGAACCACCACCCACAACCGUAUCAUAUAUUGUGACCACAAACAUAUUGCCUCCAUCACAACCAUCAAAUUCUACAGUUUUCAUAACCACGAAUCCGACCACAGCAGCUCAUAGUCUGGUUCCAUCGAAGAACGUCGCUAGUCUUCAGCCGCCACAGGUAUUAUCUACAGCCACUAUUAAUAGUGGACAAAACUUUGUCAAACCAGCCCAGCAAUUAAUCAAAAGUAUUCAUCAACCUGAAACAAACGCUCAACUCUCUCAACCAAAAUCCAAAUCCAAAAAAGUUAAAUCGAAAACGACGCCCAAAACUCGUGUCAUUAAAUUUCAUGAGUAUACUGGACCACCGAGUGCAAAUAGCGGUCGUGCCAAAAUUCAGACAGGUUGGACAUUAAAUCCAACUUCAACUGAAACAUCUUACGAAUUGCUACUUAAGCAGCAGCAAUUGAUUCUUCAGUGGCAGCUCGAGUCUCAACAACAACAACAACAACAGAAUUCAACGAAUCAACAACCGAUUCCAGCCCCCAAGAAUGACCACGAUAAACCCAAUAGUCCACACAAAACUGCACAAGUUGCCUUGUUUGAUUUUACCGAUCCAAACAUUGUGAUGUCCGAUGUUGCCCACGGCCAGCCCAAUGACUUGAAGACCAAUGUCCAGAAGUCACAAAAUGGAGAUCGAGCUACCAAGAUGAAAAAUAACGAUUCAAAUGGACAAUCGCAACAUCGACAGCAGCAGCCGCAACAACAACAACAACAGCGAACCAGCCCGAUCAAAAGUGCCAACAUGUCAAAUGUGAAAAAAAUCAUUUCGAAAUUGGAGGACAUGAAAGUAAGCGACCUAAAGGCAGAGUUGAAGAAACGUAACCUGCCCGUUUCAGGGGCCAAACAACAAUUGAUCGAAAGACUUAAACCGUUUUCUGAUUCUGUUGUUGUCAACAUUUUAGCCAAUGCUAAUCAAGAAACGUUGAACAUAAUGUCGACAAAAAACUCAACACAGCCUUUCAUCUACCAGCAGAAUGUUGGUAUAAGCCAACCUCUACAACAACCAACAGCCAGAGACUUUGUUUUGCUUGCAACGACCAAUCCUGGUAACAAUGGUCUCAGCGAGCCGGUCACCAUAUUGAACGCUCCAUCGUCCAACAUCACAAUGGACGGUACAACUACUUUGACUAUUCCGAUCGGUCAAACUGCAUUUAUUCCGACAGCCCAAUAUCAGUUACUUCCGUCUAAUGCGGCCAAUUCUAAUCCCAUUGAUGACGGAAAGUAUCGUGUGAAUCCUGCGUCAACGACCAUUCAAUUGCCCAAUAAUUUCCUGAUUAGUGGACCAGGCAGUCAGACGGUGAAUGAUUCAAAUACGAUGACCUUUUUAACAUCACCUCCAAGAACGAUUCAGCUGACACAACUUGCCGAUACGUCGUCAUUGAAUUUCGGUCAGACUAUCGUGCCAACGAACACGGCCAAGUUGGUGAAUAUCGGCCAAAACAAUACCAAUCCUCUGUUUCACCAACUUUUACUCUAUCCUCCUGCAACCACCACCAUUAUCAACUCUAACACUGAGCUUCGACAACAACAAACUCAACCUCAUCGUUCAAAUUCAUUGCCUGCCUCUUCUUUGCAUUCGCUCCAAAGGAACACAUCUUUACCUUUGAUCAUCAAUCAAAUGCCAUUCGAUUCAAACGCCAACAUCAAGCAGGUGGUUAAACAUAAUAACAAAUCGAUACCUGUUGCAAAGAGUUCCAGUAAUGACAAUUUUCUCUUCAAGUUACCAAUGCCAGCUAUCGAUCCACAGCCCAUAAAACACAGCGAUCUGAAUGGUAAAGAACGAUCGUCUGCAUACAAAUCUCUGGAAAGAAUCACGCCUGCCACACCUGCACCAUCUAAUCAAAUGAUGGACACAGUUCCAGUUCUGUCAAAUACCAAAAGUUCUGAUCAACAUAAACAAAUUGAUCCUGUCCACACUACCAGUACAAAUCCACCACCAGCUCAACAGCCACAGCCAGAUUCGACUUCUAAUAUUGAUUUCGAUGAUUUUAUCCUCAACUUUGAUGACCUCAAUGGCUUGGACGAUGUUCCACCACCGCCCAAGUCUAUCAACACGAAUGAUAAAUCAGUGACAACUAACACCAGAGACGAUGGCAUCAUUGAUUUCAACGACAAUUGGCUACUUUCUGAUUACAGUUUUUCGACGUCCGACGAUUCCUAUAUGCAACCAUCAGGAAAGACCAUGAACCAGAUGACUGAUGUGACGAUGGAUUCUACAUCUACCGAUCAGAUGUUAUUUGAACAGAUCCUUGAUAUAGAGCCAACACAACAACAGCAGCACAAUUCGAACAAUGUCAAUGUUAAUUCACAUUCUAAUAUGGCCUUCAAUAUGGACCAAAGUCUGGACGAUUAUACCAACAACAACCAGCAGCAGCCAAUGAUUUCAAAUUCAGAAUAUCAAUUAUACAAUUAUCCUCCUAAUCCAUUGCAACAUUCAUCGACCUCGUCAUCAGCAACAUCAACCUCUUCCUGUUCGACAACAGCAGGUUUGGUAGGCGGCAGCCAUCCGUUAUCUUCUGCCGAUCACUUUGGUGAUCUUUUUUUCAGCAACAAUGGUGAUGAUCUGAACAAAUCAUUGGAUUUUUCCUGUUCGCUUUUUGAAAACAAUAAUGGCAGAAUAGAUUUUGCCACCUGAAUUGUGCAAUAUUUAUUAUGGUCCAUCUCUGGAAUCGUUUUUUUUUUCAUUCCCGCAUGUUGUUGUCAGGUUCUGUAGUUUUGUAUUUUUCAUUUUGAAUUAAUCUAUCUACUGGAUCGACAUAUGUGGACCACACCCUUAAUGUUCAUGUUGCAUACACCAUACAUACAUGAAUGAAUGGCAUUUAUCAUGGCCAAUGAUUAGAUAUGCGAUUGAUAUUGGAUCAAGCUCAUUGAAGAGCGUUUGUUUUUUUUUUUUUUUUUUUGCUUGUCGAUUUGUUGUGAAUCAUUUGAAAUAAAAAUUUUAUUUGCCUAGUCUCUCAUUUGUCAUGGCUGCAUUUGAAUCGCAAUGCAAAUAUCUUUUAAAUUCGCUCGA